GUGUAAUGCUGGGAGAGGCAGAGGCGAGGGAAAUCUCAAAGUAGAGUGCAAAGUCUAAAAGCCAGAACUGAGGAUUGUAGUUUACUUUCUUUGCCUGAAACUGUUUCGCGCUGUCUAUAUCAACCGUGCCUUGGACUUGUGCGGUCUUCGGACUUACGAGCAGCACUCCCCGCUUCAUUCCUCCACUGCUCCUUGAUCAGAACCACCCAGCCGACCCGGGUCAGCACUGCUCCAGUCCAGGGCCUGAGCCCGUUACAGAAAUCACCUCUGUCCGAGUUGCUCACCAUGGCAGGGGCCGGUGGUGGGAACAGUGAUGUGCAGUGGUGCUUUUCCCAAGUCAAAGGAGCGAUAGAUGAUGAUGUCGCAGAAGCUGACAUAAUAUCUACGGUUGAAUUCAACCACUCUGGGGAGCUGCUAGCCACUGGGGACAAGGGGGGUCGUGUUGUCAUCUUUCAGCAGGAGCCAGAGAGUAAGAAUCAGCCACAGUGCCGAGGAGAGUACAAUGUUUACAGCACCUUCCAGAGCCACGAGCCUGAGUUUGACUACCUGAAAAGCCUUGAGAUCGAGGAGAAGAUCAACAAGAUUCGAUGGUUGCCUCAGAAAAAUGCAGCGCAGUUCCUUUUGUCCACAAACGACAAAACCAUAAAGCUGUGGAAAAUUAGUGAGCGAGACAAGAGACCAGAGGGCUACAAUUUGAAGGAAGAAGAUGGCCGAUUUAGAGAUCCCAAUACUGUCACAACACUACGGGUACCAGUGUUCAGGCCCAUGGACUUGAUGGUGGAGGCAAGCCCCAGACGAGUGUUUGCAAAUGCUCACACCUACCACAUCAACUCCAUCUCAGUCAACAGUGAUUGUGAGACCUACUUAUCUGCAGAUGACCUACGCAUUAACCUCUGGCAUCUGGAGAUCACUGAUCGCAGCUUUAAUAUUGUUGACAUUAAGCCAGCCAAUAUGGAGGAGUUGACGGAGGUGAUCACAGCAGCGGAGUUUCACCCCAACCAAUGCAACACUUUUGUCUACAGCAGCAGCAAGGGCACCAUCCGCAUGUGCGACAUGAGGGCAUCGGCGCUGUGCGACAAACAUGCCAAACUGUUUGAGGAGCCAGAGGAUCCAAACAAUCGUUCAUUCUUUUCUGAAAUCAUCUCAUCCAUCUCUGAUGUAAAGUUCAGUCACAGUGGACGCUACAUGAUGACCCGCGACUACCUGUCCGUCAAAAUCUGGGAUCUCAACAUGGAGACCCGACCAGUAGAGACAUAUCAGGUGCAUGAAUAUCUCAGGAGUAAGUUGUGUUCACUUUAUGAGAACGAUUGCAUCUUCGACAAGUUUGAGUGCUGUUGGAAUGGGAACGACAGCGUUGUGAUGACGGGUUCCUACAACAACUUCUUCAGGAUGUUUGACAGAGGCUACCGGCAGGACGUAACCCUAGAGGCGUCGCGGGAGAACAGCAAGCCACGAUCGGUCCUGAAACCUCGCAAAGUAAGCACAGGUGGGAAGCGCAAAAAGGAUGAGAUCAGUGUAGACAGUCUUGACUUUAACAAGAAGAUCCUCCACACUGCCUGGCAUCCUCUGGACAACAUCAUUGCUGUGGCCACCACCAACAAUCUGUACAUAUUCCAGGAAAAACUCAACUAGCAUUUGUUGAACCGCUCAGAUCCCAGUUUCCACUUGAGCCCCCUCUGCUCUGAUGCACACAUAACAAACAAUAUCUGUCUGUCUUUUGGCUAAAUCCCCAAGUCUCGAUAUGAUCUGCCCUUGGUGAUUUAAGUAUUGAAUGUGACAAGACUGUCGACAACAAACAGCGGCAUUAAUGCAGUACAUCCAAGCAGGUCAUCACAAGCACAUUUUCCUUGUGUAUUAUAAAUAUAAACAUUCAGGGUUUGUAGAUCUGAGACCAGACUUUGGGACUUAGUGUCACAUGUUUCCUCCAUGAGAAUCACUCCAUUCACCAAGUUACUUUUUGCAACUCCACUACAUCCCAAACCAAAGGGAAAAUGUGUUAAACACACUUAUUUGGCUAAUUUGUUUCCUUCAUUCUUUUGUGCCAUUGUGACAUGAUUCAUUUGUAUGUGAAAGCUUGUUGAGUUUUUGUAGCCACCAUCUUUUAUCAGUUUGAAUAGGAAAUCCUUUCUACUCUUUAUACGUCUGUCACCAUGUUCCUGUUCAUACUGGCCUGAAACACUGAUAAUACAAGCUGUCAACACUCCAUGUUUGCCCCAAGUAUUUGUGAAGUUGCCAAGUUCACUCAUCGUUUCUUUCAUAAUAUAGAGUAUGGAUAUGUUGUUAAAGGACUAUUCUAGUGUUUUGUCAUGUUUUAGCUCAUUCUCUACAAAUAAUGUAUAACUUACAUUACUGCUAACCAUUAUCCACAGUGUACCAAUAUUUGUUACAUCAAAUUUCUUACUUCAAAACAGCCACUGGUUUACAUUCAUUUCUCUACAGUAAGAAAGUCAACAUAUGUGCAAUGGACAUUUAUUCCAUCACAGUGAGCUUCUGGUCAUCUGUGAUUAAGUCAGAGUGAUUGUUCUGUGGUAAUACAAUUGCGAGCCAGAAAACUGUGACAAGUCGCCUAAAAUCAGCCUUUUUAAUGCAGGAAAUAAUAGAAUUCAUGUUCGGAUUAAAGUUUCUGACACAAUAGCUUGUAAAUUCAGUGGCUUUUGAAUAAUGCUAGAGUGUCCUGAGUGUUUCAGGCUUUCAGAACAAUCCUUGGUCUCAGCUUCAGAACCAAAAUCUGACAGUGUUUACUGAGAUGGAUUACUUAUCUCAAGCCUAACCCUGUGAGUUGAUUUUCAUAGUGUACUGAAAUGGCUGCAUUUGGGAAAAUUGUCAGCAGUAAUGUAUAUGUAAUUUCUAGUUACAGGACUAUAACAAAAAAAAAAAAAAAAAAAAAAAAAAAAUCUUGUGUAGUCCUUCAACAAACACGAGAAUGGCGUACGCACACAGUUGUCAGGUAUUGUGGUUUUGGGAGUUGAAUGGGGGCUAAUCAUGCCAAAGUUAACCAGUCCUAUAUACUCUAAAGUUGUCUAAAGCUGUCUUGCAGACAAGGUGUCCCUGAUCAGACCAGUCACCCUUGCACAUGUGUGGACCACCAUAUAAAGCUCAGGACAAAAGCUUAUAUACGUGGAAGGGCGUGAUGGCGUGCUGUGGCCUAAUUCUCUUGUGGUUUGUGGCACUAACAUUGAGUGCCGCCGUCAGCUUCCCCACAAAAGGCGUUGUGUUGUUGUAGAUUGAUUGAUCGAUUGCUUUACCUUCUGGUUCUAGUUUCUGUUUGUAGAUUUCUUUUAUUUUUGUUUGGUUUUUUUUUUUUAUGAUGUUUUCUACCUUACCUGAUAAAAGAAGAAUAAUCACUAUAGCUGAUCUAUUUUUGUAUAAAUUAAGGCAAUAGGAUUACAGUCUGAUCACUGUAGUUUCUUUAGCUGUCUAUCUUGGACUGAUUGUAGAUGGAAGGUCGGUUGAAGGUCAGGUAACCUUUUUGUUAUGUGACUUUGGGUCAUAUUAUUCAUUCUGGCAGGUAUUUGUCUGAAAGCUAGAGACUUUUUGUGGCAUCGAGGGAAGUGUGUCGUUUCUGACGUGGGAUGUCCAAAGAAAAGUAUUUUCAGGUGUCAGUACCUCUGUAGUCAAAAGCACUAUAUCAGUUUAUUUGUUUUAAUUUGGCUGACUGUAUCUGAUGUUUAUGUAGAACUUAUUUGGAGACCUCAGAGUUAGAUUCUGAGUUAAUUUGGCUCUUAAUGUUCUGUUUUUGUUUUUUUUUUGUGCCAUGGUUUUGUUUGUGAUUCAUUUUGCUCGCUGUGAAAGAAUUAGGUCCUUGUAGGCCUAAAUGGGGAAAGACAUUUUUAAGCAACAUGUAAUGUUAAAAACUGUUAAAUCACGUUCUCUCUAAAGCUAGUCAAGUCAGUUGACUAGGCAGAGUUACUGAUUAUGAAUUAUUGUAUGAAAUGUCUUCUCUCUCCUGUGAUGCAGGGGUAGCUCUCCUAUACAGACUUGUUUAUUUAAAAAAAAGGAGAAUUUGUGAAGCACUUAGUUUGCAGACGAUUGUCGUAUGGAAGCCGUCGUUAAUGACUGUACUGAACAUGGGAAAAGGUAACCCUCCUGUCUCUCUCCUACACGAUGCUUCGCUCACUUGCAGCCACCUCUCUUUCAGCAAACUGGCUGAUUAUCGCACAGUUUCCACUUCAUUACAGUUAUGUUCUGGUGACAGAUUAAGCCAUUGAAUCAGGGCAUGAAGCUUAUUGGUCCAUUGAAUCGCAUUUAUGUGUCGCUCCUUCCGUAGAGAACUCAUUUCCAAUCGCUAGGAUGCCACCAAGACAACCACCCAUCUCCAUAUGUGGUGCAAAGCUACUGUUGAGUGUGUGUGUCUCUCUCUCUCUCUCUCUCUCUCUCUCUCUCAGGGCUCUGGGUAAUGUCCUCUAGUAAUAAGACACUUUGCUAAUCUCUGUUUUAAAUUUGCAACUUUUUGGAAAAACAGUUUUUUCUUUAUUGUCUUAUGCAAGAUUGUGAGGGUGGUUCAAGUUAUUUGCCUCGUGUCAUGUGUGUAUAAACCUGUAUAAUGUGGCACCUUUGUCCCAUUCCACGGUCGAGGAUGAGCCAAUCAGUUAGCCACUGAUCAACAGGGAGAGUUGUCCAUUCAAAAUGGGAGAUCAGUGAUCAGCUUUGUCCUGUCCUUCAUUCUCAAAGGAAGUAUUUACUCACUCACUCACUCGUGCACUGUUGAAUAAUUACUGUUCUAGCAACCUGUUGGAAGUUGUGAGAAAUGUUUGAAAAUGCAAAAAUCUAAGUGGCAAGUUUUCUUUUUGGGAAAAAAAAAAGAACAUUGGCUUUUAUAAAAUCCCAUCUCUGCAGACACAGCAGAGGUGUUUAUUGCAGCCUGUAUGAGUGUCACUGACAUUCAUUUAAAAAAAUAAUAAAAAAAUAAACUCACCAAUAAUCUUUUUUCACUUUCCCCUCAUGUCUCCAUAGCUACCGUGCAAAGCUAUGCUGUAAAUCACAAAGACGUUCAGAAGAACCCUUUUGCCUUUCUUAUAGCAUUAAGGAAAAAAAAAAAAAAAGAUAAUCAAGUAUGUUUCUUGAACUUUCUGGCAAGCCA
Messenger RNA from Toxotes jaculatrix (banded archerfish), 5080 nucleotides. RefSeq names its product protein phosphatase 2, regulatory subunit B, alpha a (gene ppp2r2aa). Gene Ontology annotation, molecular function: protein phosphatase regulator activity; protein binding. The record is from RefSeq and is a predicted model, not a curated record. The transcript is spliced from 10 exons. Gene Ontology annotation, cellular component: cytosol; protein phosphatase type 2A complex. Gene Ontology annotation, biological process: peptidyl-serine dephosphorylation. The coding region runs from base 286 to 1632 and encodes 448 amino acids. Lineage: Eukaryota; Metazoa; Chordata; Actinopteri; Toxotidae.